Messenger RNA from Phytophthora infestans T30-4, 2589 nucleotides. Its product is annotated as histone deacetylase, putative. Bases 1 to 2589 code for a protein of 862 amino acids. The transcript has a single exon. Gene Ontology annotation, molecular function: protein binding. Lineage: Eukaryota; Oomycota; Peronosporomycetes; Peronosporales; Peronosporaceae. The record is from RefSeq and is a predicted model, not a curated record.
AUGGAGGAGAGCUCUCAAGCGGCUGCGGACACGUCGCCAUACGCGGCACCCAGGGGUUCCCCGGAAGAGGACGGCGACUAUGAUGAUGAUGAAGAAGAUGUGUAUCUGCUGCACAACCUGGCUGAGCAAGGUCGCGUGGAUCGUUUGCGCUCCGUUUUGCCGUUGCCCUCCGAGUGCUCCGAGCCGCCUCCGCGUCUGAGCGUCCUCUCGAUCGAGACAAGUCUACUCGAGAAGGACGAUAUGGGCUUCCUACCACUACACGUCGCUGUGAUCCAUCAACAGGCAGACUGUGCGCUGCAUCUGCUGCGCUAUUCGCCAGCACUCACGAGCGCCAUGUUGCGACUGAAAGGGGGAGACUUUGGCACUCCCUUCCUGCACUUGAUCUUGCGAGUUGGGUCCAUUAACGCCUCGUUCAGUGGACAACUGAUUAAUGAGCUCUUCAGUGAGGACAAGCAGUCCACAGACGGAGGCUUCUAUGGCGACGAUGUGCGAUCGCUGCUGUUCGAAAAGGUGGCAGCGAGAGACGAAGAGGGCAACACAGUCUUUCAUCUGUGUGCUCGGUAUGACCUCGUCACGUGUAUGGACGUACUGGCCUCAUUCUACAGUCGACACUUGGCUGCUAGACAGACUGAAGAGAGGGCAGGUGUCGAUGGCGAGAAGAAGAAGAAGCCGCUGAAGCUCGAGACGCUGCUGGAGAAGGGCAACAAAGUGGGAUUCCGGGCGCUGCAUGAAGCCAUGAAGUACCGAUCCGCUGCGUCAGCAAGAAAGUUGGUAAAUGGAUACAAAGUGGACGUGAAUCCCAUAACGUCUCUGCUUCAGACUCCGGCGCAUAUUGCCGCUGUUGCAGGUUUUGCCGAGGGCGUGGAGAUCCUGCGCAGUUCACCUCGAGAUGUCGCUGCAAAUUUCGCAUUGAAAGACACACAUGGAUACACAGCAGGUCAAGUGGCUCACAAGUGUGGAUUCGAUGGGCUUGAAAGGCGUUUGGUGGCAGCAGAAGCAGAUGAGAGCGUUACAGAGCCAGCUGAUCACAAGGAAGAUGUCGCUUCUAAAGACCAGACGAGAUUCUUGUUCCACCCUGAAGUGUGGAGGCAUUUGCCCAUGUCAUAUCAUCGUCGAGGUGGACCCGACCCUCCACCAGAAAACCCGGAGCGGAUGAACACCCUGGUGGACCCAGUGUUUGGUAUCCUGCGAUCACGCGAGUUCCAGAGGCCAAAUGUGAAGUGGGAUCAUGAUAUUGAACGUGCAGAUAUUGCCGAGAUUCUGCGAGUUCACGAGUAUCACUACGUCGAUCGCGUGCGUCACAAAUGUGCCUCUCUCGCUGCGUCAGUUAUGAGCAAGACACCUGUUGUAUCUAGGAACGAUGGCGCAAGGCAUGACCAACUCAAGUCAACGUCUUAUAGCGGUAUUGACGACGCUGAAGAGUGUCAUGCAACCUUUUCUUUAGAUUUCGACACAGCAUUGUCGGUUCGUUCCUUCGAUGCAGCCACCCGUGCCGCUGGAGCAGUGUGCAAGGCAGUGGACGAGGUUGUAGCCGGUAAGUGCAGGAAUGCGUUCUGCAUCGUGCGGCCUCCUGGACAUCACGCUGGGCCUGUGGGUAAAGUGGUGUGUGAGAAUGAUCCCGAAGGAAGUCUUGGCUUCUGUCUGUUCAAUAAUGUGGCUGUCGGUGCAGCUUACGCACGUGCACAUUUCAAGCAUCGCGGGAUCAAUAAGGUAGCCAUCUUGGACUUUGACGUGCAUCACGGCAACGGAACAGAAGAAAUUGUGCGACAGCUGGUGCCGUCUACGAAAGAGAUUGAGUUCGAGACACCUUACGGUACUGGCAAGCAAGUCGUGCAUCAAUACAAGCCCUGGCGCAGCGACGAUGACUCGGAGAACGUAUUCUUCUGUUCGGUACACGGAUAUGGACACAAGGACCCAGAGAAUAAGGAGGAGCUGGGCAAAGGGGAGACGCAGGGCUGGUUCUAUCCUGGCUCGGGUGUCUCUGGUUUGAAAGAGGGCCCUGUGAUCUGGGACGAAGGUCUGCCCUUUUGCCAUGAAGGCGCGUCUGCUUCGCGUCUCAAGUGGCGCAGCGCCUUCAGGGAUCGGAUUUUGCCCAAACUGCGCGAGUUUAAUCCGGAUCUCAUCUUCUUGUCGGCGGGCUUUGACGCGCACAAGAAGGAGCUCGUUAACUGGGGCUAUGUGUCGCUAUUGGAGCAAGACUACGAGUGGCUUGUGAGCCACGUCAAGCGAGUGGCCAACAGCUGCUGUGAUGGCCGACUCGUCUCAGUGCUGGAGGGAGGCUACAACUUCCACGGACGUAUCAUCUCGCCCUUCGCACGUAGCGUGGCAGCCCACACACGUGCGCUUAUCAACCCAGCACAAGAGCUCUGGGACGAGGACGAGAUCGCCAAGGAGGCUGCACACGAGCAGGCAUUGCUGGCUAAUUAUUUAGAGCCAACUGCAGCAACGUCUGCGGGCGUGACGAUGCUGCAGACGAAGAAGCGCAGUAAGACUGAGGUCUCGGCAAUGCUGGCAAAUUUGCGGAGCAAGCGCGUGAGAAAGGAGGUCGACUACGUGGCGCUAGCCAAGGAGCUGACCGAACAGCAGUAA